This is a messenger RNA of Phytophthora nicotianae INRA-310, 150 nucleotides long. RefSeq lists its product as hypothetical. The transcript has a single exon. Bases 1 to 150 code for a protein of 49 amino acids. The record is from RefSeq and is a predicted model, not a curated record. Lineage: Eukaryota; Oomycota; Peronosporomycetes; Peronosporales; Peronosporaceae.
AUGCCCAGUGAAGAGGAUGUUGCAUAUGACGAGAAUCUUCUGCUGAUAGUUGCGACCAAGGCGAAGAUUGCAGACUCCAGUAUACCUGCGCGCAGAGUGCAGCUCUUCCUGGUAAAGAUAACGGACGGCAAGAUGAAGGCCCUGAUGUAG